CUUCCGGACAAUCUCAUCCGUGAGUUUCGUCCGCCUAUGCUACAGGGCUCUGGCCCUCUUAUACCUUUCCUCUGCUGAAGGCGUGUUCUUUCUUAGUCUUUUCUUUUAUCCUGUAUGCUGUUUUUUGACGAAGACAUUCCUUCGUCUUCCUUGCUUCCGGUAAGCCUUUCGGUCUCGCCGAGGGGGAGGUGUUGUGACCUUCGGUUACUCUCGGUGGGUGGGAUCCCGAUUGCUUACUUAGGUUUUUCUAGGUUUCCUUUUUUCGGUUGUUUCCUUGCUCGCUGUAACUUCUGUCUUUCUUUCCUCAUUGCUCGUUGUCCUUGUCGUUUGCGAAACCCUCCUCCUUCCCCGGUCUCCUCCCUAUUGUAUUUUAACCGGGUCGCCUUCAAUUCCAGAGGUUCUGGCAUUUGCCGGGACUGUUGCCCCGCUAAUCGCUUGAGUCUCCUGCGUGCACACAAGCAAGGAGAAGUACACUCUGGCAUUCACAAUGAACAGUUAGCUAGACAUCGUGUGGAUCUACAUUGUUUGGGUUGGGCGCUUCAGCGCUCUAGUCUUUUGAUUCAAGGAAUCGAAUCGAAUGUCCUCUCGAUAGUCGCCUUCAAAACAUAUAUGCAGAGUCGUUUAUACCAGGCCAUUUGCGUUUUCCCAUAGCAGUCAACCAUCACCACGUCGUCCGAAUGCCGUCCCAGCCAUAUGUAGGAGAACUUGACUAGCACCAGGGUUUCUGCUAGAUGUGAAGCGUCGCCCUGAGUAGUGACCUAUAAAUGAGUAAUAACUACGGCUGGCGCGGCAAGCGC
Molecule: messenger RNA, 797 nt
Organism: Cantharellus anzutake
Lineage: Eukaryota; Fungi; Basidiomycota; Agaricomycetes; Cantharellales; Hydnaceae
Exons: 1
Coding region: 115-651 (178 amino acids)
Source: RefSeq, a predicted model, not a curated record